AAGUAAAUUCUGCAUUAGUCAAUGACCAUUCGCGCAAUAAAAAACUUAAAGAACUUGAAAGAAUUUUAAAAAUAUAUGGACAUUUCUAUGCUAGUGAAGUCAUUUUUGGAGGUGCUAUCAUCGAAAAUUAUAAUAACAUUAGUAAACAAACCAAGGAUUCUAGUAGCCUCGGCAUCAAGGUUGUUGGAAACUUUGAACUAAUUCACGCUGAAGGUGGAUAUGAAUCCAAUGAUACCACAUCAAAGACAGUAGAUAUAACGAAAGAAAUGUUAGCGAUAAUUGGUGGGGACGAAGUUCAUUUUGUCAAGAAUGAUCCAGAGGCAAUUAAAAAAUGGAGGAAUUCGUUUAAUAAUUCCAAGAAUUGGCGAAUAAUCUCCUACAAGAUACGUCCAAUAUUUGAUUUACUUGAUAAUGAACUAAAAAACAAGGUACUUGAAGCUCUUGGAGAACAAAUUCUUAAAGUUGGAACAAUAACUCAUCAUGCAGAACUCGAAUGUUCAAACUUGAGUCCAAUUGUAAUCGAUAGUUGGAGUAAUGGGAUAUUUGAAGAUGUUACCUCGAACCCGCUUCAAUGCCAAAUACUAGCAUCAAUCAUGAAUAAAGACAACCGCAUCUAUUCUUUACGAAUUGAAUAUGUAGAUGAAGAUACUCCAGUAUUCGUUAUUCAUUAUCUUGGAAUAUGUGUAAUUCAAAGUCCUUCGGAAUCUAGUAAUUACGACAUAUACCAGUCAAAGAUUGUUACUGGUAUUCAUUUUUUUUCAGAAAAUUCUUCAGAAAAAUCAGCAUGCAUGUUUGUUCAUGACCUUGAUAAUUGCAAUAUUGUUGAUAAUAUUAUCAAUGAAAUUUCUCCUUCGAAAAUAAUGUGCAGUAUUAUUGACAUCAAGGAUAAUAAACCUUGUAUGCUGGAAGUAGAAUGGAAAAAAUGUGGUCGCCAUAAUCUUUUUUCUGAUAUCUCGAAAAAAUUAAUUGUCUGUAAUGAACACAAAAAAUAUCUCACUUCACUUCUAGAAGAAUGUUUUAGGGAGGAAAGAAUUGACUAUCCACUAUUCAUGAGUAUUUUUAAUAAUUGUAGCCAGCACGGGUUUAUAAAUAUUACUCCAAAAUGCCCAAUUUACUUUAUGUUAAAUCGUACAAAUAAUAGUCCAUCAGAAUUUAAAGGACACAUUUCAAUAUUAUCAACGAGGUACAAGUCAUCUCCUAUAUAA
Molecule: messenger RNA, 1205 nt
Organism: Dentiscutata heterogama
Lineage: Eukaryota; Fungi; Glomeromycota; Glomeromycetes; Diversisporales; Gigasporaceae
Source: the annotation of a GenBank genome assembly